Molecule: messenger RNA, 2514 nt
Organism: Penicillium griseofulvum
Lineage: Eukaryota; Fungi; Ascomycota; Eurotiomycetes; Eurotiales; Aspergillaceae
Product: putative C6 transcription factor
Exons: 2
Coding region: 1-2514 (837 amino acids)
Biological process (GO): positive regulation of transcription by RNA polymerase II; DNA-templated transcription
Molecular function (GO): DNA binding; zinc ion binding; DNA-binding transcription factor activity, RNA polymerase II-specific
Source: RefSeq, a predicted model, not a curated record
AUGGAUGAGGGAUCAGAUAAGGCCCCUCGGCGCAAGAGGGUCUCCCGAGCUUGCGAUCGCUGUCGCAGUAAGAAGGAUAAAUGCGACGGUAUCCGUCCCACUUGUUCUGCCUGUCAGGUAUCGGGCCAAUCCUGCUCCUACGAUCCCCAUGCGAAGAAACGCGGUCUCCCCGAGGGCUACGUCCGUGGCUUGGAAAAACUGUGGGCGCUGUCGAUCUGCAACAUUGAAGGGUUUGAGGAUACCAUGCUGGCCAUGCUAGGAAAUAACUCCGAGUCCACCGGUCGUCGCGAGAAAUUGAUGUCCGUGUGGUCAGAUGAUAGUGCCUCGGAGACUUUACACGAAUCUUGGAAAACGAGUCGGCUGUUCGGUGCGCUGGAGAAAAUGCUCUCUAAUUCCGAUGCGCCAGGGCCCGUGAGUGGGAAGCGAACGCGUAAUCCACAAGAUGAUGGCCCCGAUGGUCAAUGGGGGUUCCGAGUAGCCCACACUUCCACCCCGCUCGGUCCGGGUGCGCCGCGUGUAAUUGAGCCCUUUGCCGCAUCGCCGGGUGUAAAGCGGGCUCGAUUGUCAAAAGAGUCGGAUGGUCGAGGUAUUGCUGGACCCAAUCCUCAUGCGCUGCAAUUGCCACCUCAGACGUCGCAGCUGCUCGACAUGUACUUUGCGGUCACGCAUUCAUGGUUCCCCAUCGUCGCUAAGCAUAACAUUCUCCGCGCUUCCUACCUUUACGCCAACGGCCCUAUCUCUGUUGCCACAACUUCGCCUGGGUCUGGCGAUCACGCCGCCCUGUGGGCAAUCCUAAGUUACACUAUCACUCAGUCGCGAACAAAUUUCCGGGUUGGUCCCGCUGGAACAAUUCCUCUGGCGAAGGAAUACUAUGCCGUCUCGCGAAAUCUCAUCCCCACGGAGAAAGAGCGCUAUGAGCCCGGUCAUAUUCAGGCAUUGUUGCUGCUAACCUUGGUGAACAUGGGUCUCGAAGAUUGGACCGCGGCUUGGCUAUUGAGCGGCCAAGCAGUGCGCAUGGCGAUUGCUAUGGGACUUGGAACUGUGUCGGACAGCCGGCGGUCUGAUGAACCUAAACAAGGCAAGGCGGUAUUCUUAGGGUGCUUUGUAGUUGAUUCAUUGCUCUCUUUCCGUCUUUCACGGAGCCCUUCCAUGCCUCCAAGCGACCUCGCUGCGGUGGGCCUUUUGGAGGAGGAUGGACUGGAGGAGUGGAACUCCUGGGUGGAUGUUUUACCACCCACUGGCGCUCCGCAAGGCAGCAAGAACUCACCGCGCCGAGGACCACUCCUGGCCCUCAGCUGUUUCAACCGCUUGGUUGAGUUGGCGAGCGUUCUCAAUAAGAUUUCCCGUCACAUGUCUUCGGGAUACAGUAUGGCGGCCUUUGCGCAGCAAUUGGUUAUGGAGCUUAAGCAAUGGGAUGAUUGCCUACCUCUGGGAUGCCGCCUGAUUGGACCGGAAAGCAUCUAUCCAGAACGCCAUUCAGCUUUACUUCCCCAUCAAAGUUACCUAGGCCUGACCUAUGUGGCCACCCUGCUUUGGCUCUAUCUACAAUUGAUAUCGGGUGAGCAGGGAUUGCACCGCUCACAGCGCCCAGCCACAGAGGGGGCCAAGAAGCUCCUCUAUCGAGGGCUCUCUAUGGUCACCCAACACUUAGAAAACUUCUCCAUGUGCGGUCUUCCACCGCUAUUUGAGCUAAGUCUUCGCACAAUUGCGGAGCAAGCGUUUAGACUUAGGACUACUGCCGACUCAUCCGACACCUUCCCCUUCGUCAGGUGGGCAGAAGAGUUCCGACUGAAAACGGCAGCUUUCAAUUCCACAUGGCCAGCCUACGGUUCUUUAGUUUCCACCAUGGAGAGGUGGCAUCACCCCAACGAUGUUGUUGGGGGGCCGUCCGCUUUCCCCGGGGCAGCUGGCCAUUCAUUUACGGGUGCAUCUAUGGCAGGCUCCAUGCAACCCCUAGUAGGAGCUCGCAGCCAACCCCAAAAUGGCGAAGUAAAUUACACCUCUGCUAUCCUUGGCAUUAGCAUGCCAGCCGAUGGGCAAUCUUUGACCCCCAAAGAUACAGUAAUGGAAAACACAGAUCUCGGCAUGAUGGACGUGUCACUACACCACUCAAGGGAAAUCCAGUCAGUUCUACCGGAUAAGAUUACUCCACGCAGUGGAGCAGAUUCCACGUAUGGAGCCACACAACAUCAACAACCGCAACCUCAAACUCCCGACUCGGCAACCUCGAACCCAAUGAGGCCUGGAAGCAUUGCUCCCACCGGUGACAUCGACGCCAUCUUUAAAGACCUCGCAUACCUGGAUACCACUGAAUGGUCUACGAACCGCGAGGCAGGUUUAAAAGACUUCGGCUUUUUGGACGAUAGCACAUUCCAGGCUUUCUGUCAUGACCCAGAUCGCUUGGGCGGAUCACAGCCAUUGGUUCAUCCACCUUCGAUAGCGGACAUAUGGCCGCCGCCUGGGUUCUUCCCAGAGACUUUCCAGGAGGUUCCCGAAGAGUCUAUGGGUGGCUGA